GUCACGGUCCCGGACAGAGGCCAGCCACUCCUCCAGACAGUGGUCAACCGCGGCCCUGGGCAGAGUUCAGUCACGCCCCUCCCAACAGAGAUGCGGGAUGGCAGGGCUCAGUCCGCGCCGCCUGCCGCCGCCGCUCACGCUCUGGAUGUGGGCCGUGCUGCUGGUCUCUCUGCUAACGCCCGGGGCGACUCUGACCGAGAAACGACUGCUGGACCAGCGGCCCAACUUCAUCAUCAUGCUGAUGGAUGACAUGGGAUAUGGGGACCUCGGAUCGAUGGGAGAGCCCAACAGGGAGACAUCCAACAUCGACAGCAUGGCCCAGGAGGGCAUGCUCUUCCCGGAGUUCUACACGGGCGCCGCUAUAUGCUCUCCGUCGAGGGCGGCCAUGCUGACUGGACGCCUUCCCAUCCGCAACGGCUUCUACUCGACGAACAACUUCGGCCACAAUGCGUACACUCCGCAGGAGAUCGUAGGCGGCAUAUCAGACUCGGAGGUGCUGCUGCCAGAGCUGCUCAGCAAGGCCGGCUACACCAACGCUCUCAUCGGCAAGUGGCAUCUGGGUCACCGUCCGCAGUACCAGCCGUUGGACCACGGCUUUCACAGCUGGUUCGGCUCCCCGAAUUGUCACUUCGGCCCUUACGACGACAAGAGCACGCCCAACAUCCCCGUGUACCGGGACCGCAACAUGAUGGGCCGCUACUACGAGGACUUCCACAUCAACAUCACCAGCGGCGAGUCCAACUACACCCGGCUUCUGGCGGACGAAGCCGUCGCCUUCCUGGAGGCGCAGGUCAACAGCAUAAGGCCGUUCUUCUUGCUGUGGACGCCGGACGCCUCGCACGCGCCCCACUACGCCUCCAGACCGUUCUUGGGGAGGAGCAGACGCGGACUGUACGGAGACGCCGUGAUGGAGCUGGAUCACAGCGUGGGUCGCAUCCUCGACACGCUGAAGCGCACCAACCUCACCAACACACUGGUCUUCUUCUCCUCUGACAAUGGCGCCGCCCUGGUGGACGCCGGCUAUGGCGGCGACAACGGGCGGCUCCUGUGUGGCAAACAGACCACGUUCGAGGGAGGGUUCCGCGUCCCCACCAUAGCCUGGUGGCCUGGUGUGGUGCCACCAGGUCAGGUCAGCCAACAGGUGGGGACCCAGAUGGACUUGUUCACCACGUUCGCCGAGCUCGCCGGCCAAGCGAUUCCCGGAGACAGGAUUGUGGACGGCAUCAACCUGGUCUCCGCGUUAACCAAUGAGAAUACUACUGAGAGGUCGGUGUUCUUUUACCGGGGUGAUCUCCUCAUGGCCACCAGGGUUGGGCGCUACAAAGCGCACACCUGGACCUUCACCACGCCUGUCGAGGAGCUGAAAAAGGGCAUCGACCACUGCCCGGGCGCCUGCGUUGCGAACCUGACGACCUCGGUGCAGAUCAACCGCACGCUGACCCCAGUGGUGAUUGACCUGGCCCGUGACCCGGGCGAGACGUACCCGCUGAAGAUGGGCACGGCCGAGUACACGCGGGUCGUGUCCGAGGUGUGGAAGGUGAUGGACGAGCACCUGCAUGACAUGGUGGAGGGCCGGCCGGCGCUGGACUGGUGCGACGACGCCGUGAUGAACUGGUCUCCGCCCGGGUGCGAGGCGCUGCACGAAUGCCUGCGGGCGCCGGCGUCCGACCCGUACAAGUGUGACUGGCCACACUAGUCGGCGCCGCGCCGCCACAGCGCCCCGCGCCGCCACAGCGCCCC
This is a messenger RNA of Pollicipes pollicipes, 1740 nucleotides long. Its product is annotated as N-acetylgalactosamine-6-sulfatase. The transcript has 13 exons. Bases 98 to 1696 code for a protein of 532 amino acids. NCBI's taxonomy places the organism in Eukaryota, Metazoa, Arthropoda, Thecostraca, Pollicipedomorpha, Pollicipedidae. The record is from RefSeq and is a predicted model, not a curated record. Gene Ontology annotation, molecular function: arylsulfatase activity.